Molecule: messenger RNA, 5336 nt
Organism: Solanum tuberosum (potato)
Lineage: Eukaryota; Viridiplantae; Streptophyta; Magnoliopsida; Solanales; Solanaceae
Product: putative disease resistance RPP13-like protein 1
Exons: 8
Coding region: 162-4250 (1362 amino acids)
Molecular function (GO): ADP binding
Source: RefSeq, a predicted model, not a curated record
UGGGUGAAAAGUAAUACUUUUGGAAAAGAGAAAAAAAGGACAAUAGUUAAUAGUAGCAGACAUAGUUGUACCAAUUACAAGUAAAACCCCUAGCAAGAGAGAGAGAAAUCAGUGAUCAUUCAUAGUUGCAAAUUACUCUUAUCAUUCAACAGAUUUCAGAAAUGGAGGUUGGCUUAGCAGUUGGUGGUGCAUUUCUCUCUUCAGCUUUGAAUGUUCUCUUUGAUAGGCUUGCUCCUAACGGUGAUCUGCUGAAGAUGUUUAAGAGGGACAAGUGUGAUGUUCGGCUCUUAAAGAAGCUGAGGAUGACUUUGCUUGGUCUUCAGGCUGUUUUAAGUGAUGCAGAGAUCAAGCAAACAUCAAAUCCAUACGUGAGCCAGUGGCUUAAUGAGCUUCAAGAUGCUGUGGACGGUGCUGAAAACUUAAUAGAAGAAGUCAAUUAUGAGGUUUUGAGACUAAAGGUGGAAGGUCAGCAUCAAAAUCUUGCAGAAACAAGCAACCAGCAAGUAAGUGACCUUAACCUGAGCUUGAGUGAUGAUUUCUUUCUUAACAUAAAGGAGAAGUUGGAAGACACCAUUGAAACAUUGGAGGAGUUGGAAAAGCAAAUUGGUCGCCUUGAUCUAACAAAGUAUCUUGAUUCGGGUAAACAAGAAACAAGGGAAUCUUCAACUUCUGUUGUUGAUGAAUCAGAUAUCUUAGGUAGGCAGAACGAAAUAGAGGGAUUGAUUGACCGUUUGUUGUCUGAGGAUGGAAAGAAUCUGACGGUAGUUCCUGUUGUUGGAAUGGGGGGCGUGGGCAAGACAACACUUGCUAAAGCUGUUUACAAUGAUGAGAAAGUAAAAAACCAUUUUGGUUUGAAAGCUUGGAUCUGUGUGUCUGAACCAUAUGAUAUUCUCAGAAUAACAAAGGAGUUACUUCAAGAAGUUGGUUUAAAGGUUGAUAACAAUCUGAAUCAACUUCAAGUCAAAUUGAAGGAAGCCUUAAAGGGGAAAAAGUUUCUUAUUGUCCUAGAUGAUGUGUGGAAUGAAAACUAUAAAGAGUGGGAUGACUUGAGAAAUCUUUUUGUACAAGGAGAUGUAGGAAGUAAGAUCAUUGUGACGACACGUAAGGAGAAUGUUGCCUUGAUGAUGGGUUGUGGCGCAAUCAACGUGGGAACUCUGUCUAGUGAAGUCUCUUGGGAUCUAUUCAAGCGGCAUUCAUUUGAAAAUAGGGAUCCUGAGGAACAUCCAGAACUUGAAGAGGUUGGAAUACAAAUUGCACACAAGUGCAAAGGAUUGCCUUUAGCUCUAAAGGCACUUGCUGGUAUUUUACGCUCCAAAUCAGAGGUGGAUGAGUGGAGAGGCAUUUUAAGAAGUGAAAUAUGGGAGCUGCAAAGUUGUUCGAAUGGAAUCUUACCAGCGUUGAUGUUGAGCUACAAUGAUCUUCGUCCACAUUUGAAGCGGUGUUUUGCUUUUUGUGCAAUAUAUCCCAAAGAUUAUCUAUUUUGCAAAGAACAAGUUAUUUACCUGUGGAUUGCUAAUGGUCUUGUACAGCAGUUGCAUUCAGCUAACCAAUACUUUCUUGAGUUGAGAUCGAGAUCAUUGUUUGAAAGGGCCCAAGAGUCUUCUGUUUGGAAUCCGGGGGAAUUCUUAAUGCAUGACCUUGUCAAUGAUUUGGCCCAAAUUGCAUCUUCAAAUCUGUGUAUCAGGUUGGAAGAGAACCAAGGAUCUCAUAUGUUGGAACAAAGUAGGCACAUAUCCUAUUCAAUGGGCCAAGGUGACUUUAAAAAGUUGAAACCCUUGUACAAAUUGGAGCAGCUGAGGACAUUGCUUCCCAUCAAUAUCCAGCAGAAUUUAUACUGUCUAAGCAAGAGGGUGCUGCAUGACAUUUUGCCAAGACUAACAUCCCUAAGGGCACUAUCAUUGUCUGAUUAUCAGAAUGAGGAGUUGCCAAAUGACUUGUUUAUCAAAUUAAAGCACCUAAGAUUUUUGGACCUCUCUUGGACAAAGAUAAAAAAGUUGCCAGAUUCAAUUUGUGUACUGUACAACUUAGAGACACUACUCUUGUCACAUUGUAGUUAUCUUAAGGAGCUACCUCUGCAUAUGGAAAAAUUGAUCAACUUGCGUCACCUUGAAAUUAGCGAAGCUCAUUUGAGGAGACCCCUACAUCUGAACAAGUUGAAAAGUCUCCAUGUGCUAGUGGGAGCCAAGUUUCUUCUUACUGGUCGCGGUGGUUCGAGAAUGGAAGAUUUGGGUGAGCUACAUAACUUGUAUGGAUCUCUAUCAAUUCUAGAGUUGCAACAUAUGGUAGAUGGAAGGGAAUCUCUGAAGGCAAACAUGAGGAAAAAGGAACAUGUUGAAAGGUUAUCUUUGGAGUGGAGCGGAAGUUUUGCUGACAAUUCACAAACUGAAAGAGAGAUACUUGAUGAGCUACAACCAAAUACAAACAUAAAAGUACUCCAAAUUAACGGAUAUAGAUGGACAAAAUUUCCAAAUUGGCUAGCUGAUCAUUCAUUUCAUAAGCUAAUGGAAUUGUCUCUUAGCUACUGCCAGGGCUGUGAUUCCUUGCCAGCACUAGGACAGCUUCCUUGUUUAAAAUUCCUUAACAUUAGAGGGAUGCAUCAAAUAACAGAGGUGAGUGAAGAGUUCUAUGGUAGUUUGUCCAUCACAAAGCCAUUUAAGUCCCUUGAGGAGCUUGAAUUCGCAGAGAUGCCGGAGUGGAAGCAGUGGCAUGUACUGGGGAAGGGAGAAUUCCCUCUACUCGAGCAACUUUCAAUUGAAGAUUGCCCAAAGUUGAUAGGAAAAUUGCCUGAAAAUCUUUCUUCUCUGAAAAGAUUGAGAAUUUCAAAAUGCCCUGAACUCAGUUUGGAGACACCUAUCCAACUUUCAAAUUUAAAAGAGUUUGAAGUUGCUUAUUCUCCUAAGGUUGGAGUUCUUUUUGCGAAUGCUCAACUGUUUACAUCUCAACUUGAAGGAAUGAAACAGAUUGUUAAAUUAGUAAUUACUGAUUGUAAGUCUCUUACCUCCUUACCAAUUAGUAUUCUGCCGAGUACUAUGAAAAGUAUAGAAGUCUCUGGUUGCGGGGAACUGAAAUUGGAGGCAUCAAUGAAUGCUAUGUUUCUCGAGGAAUUGUCUCUACAAGGAUGUGAUUCACCUGAGUUGUUCCCAAGAGUACGCAAUUUGAGUGUAAGAAGUUGCAACAACCUUACUAGGCUUUUGAUUCCUACUGCCACUGAAACAGUCAGUAUUAGAGAUUGUGAGAAUCUUGAAAUACUUUCAGUGGCAUGUGGGUCUCAGAUGAUGACGUCAUUGCAUAUUCACGACUGCAAGAUGUUGAAGUCGUUGCCAGAGCAUAUGCAGGAACUUCUUCCAUCUCUUAAGGAACUGCAACUAUGGCGUUGUCCAGAAAUAGAGUCCUUUCCUGAAGGAGGAUUGCCCUUCAAUUUACAAGUCCUUCAGAUCGACUAUUGCAGAACUGGUGAAUGGCCAAAGGAGUGGCAUUUACAGAGACUCCCCUGUCUCAUAGAUUUCACCAUCCACCAUGAUGGUAGCGAUGAAGAGGUUCUUGCUGGUGAAAAAUGGGAGUUGCCUUGCUCUAUUCGAAGGCUUACUAUAUCCAAUCUGAAAACAUUAAGCAGCCAACUUCUAAAAAGCCUCACCUCUCUAGAGUGCCUAAAUGCUGUUAAUUUACCUCAAAUUCAGUCACUGCUGGAAGAAGGGCUUCCCUCCUCUCUUUCUGAGCUACACUUACAUCACCAUCAUAAUCUCCAUUCACUACCAACCGAAGGUCUUCAGCGUCUCAUGUGGCUUCGGUGUCUAGAGAUUUGGGGUUGCCCUAAUCUCCAAUCUCUUCCUGAAUCGGGAAUGCCCUCCUCCCUCUCUGUGCUGUACAUUUCUAAUUGCCUUAAUCUCCGAUCUCUUCCCGAAUCAGGGAUGCCCUCUUCCCUCUCUAAGCUAACCAUCCAACAUUGCUCUAAUCUCCAAUCCCUUCCUGAAUCGGGAAUGCCCUCCUCCCUCUCUGUACUGAACAUUUCUAAUUGCCUUAAUCUCCGAUCUCUUCCAGUAACAGGGAUGCCCUCCUCUCUCUCUGAGCUGUGCAUUAAGGCUUGCCCUAAUCUCAAAUCACUUCCAGUAAAAGGGAUGCCCCCUUCCAUCUCUAAACUAUUUAUUUACAAAUGCCCAUUGCUCAAACCACUCCUACAAUUUGACAAGGGAGAUUACUGGCCAAAAAUUGCUCAUAUUCCCACCAUAGAUAUUGAUUGGGAAUACCAGUAAUGAUUAAAAAAAAUUCACAAAGCGUCUAUUGCCAAUGUGAAGCUGAGGAAUCAUCUUUGGAUCGGGAUGAAUUUAAUUUUAGAUGACAUCAAAAAAGCGCUUGGACUAAGGAGAAUGGAGGUUUAGAGUAAUGCACAUGCUCACUCAUAAAUGCAUAGCUCUAAUAGAAUUCAGAGGUAUACAAGACACAAAGUUUGUUUCCUAUCUCCGUUUUUCUGUUUACAUUCCAUUUCCUUGUUUGUUAAUUCUUCUUGUUUUUCUUAGUAGUGUUGAACAGUGUGGAUCAUCUAUUGCCACUGUGUGGAGCGAAGCAUUUUCAUUCAAAUAUUAGAUGACAAAAAGAAAUUUGGCUGAAGAUAUAUACAGUAAGCUGAUAACUUUGGAGAUUAUGAAAUUUCCGUCAAAUUAUUCCCAUUAGUACUCAUCCUCGAGUGCGACCUCAGAACUAGGGGAAAGGCAAGGAAGUGUAUCCUACUCGGAACAAAUUCAAGUUCAACCUUGAUUAACAUUCAAUUGCUCUACCAAGUUCACCGGCUUAAAAAUGUUCACUUAAAUGGACUACAUCCAGUUGUGCCGAAAUUCUCUACUGAAUAGACAAAUAUCAGCUCAACUGUGAUCUGUCCGCAGAGUGUAGGUGAAGAAAGGUAAACAUGUUUAUCGCGAGAUUUUCUUCCAGCAGUAUGCCUAAAAUAUGCUCCUCUGGCUCAAAGAAUGACUACGCUUGAAAUGCUGAACCGCAUUUAGAUCAGCAGGUCCCAAGGCCAAGUUGAUAUGUCCAGAUGGUGUCGUCCACGAGUUUGGUAAUACUUCCAUCCUCGAUAUUACUCUGUUGUGAGCGAGUUUGAAGCAUCAAAUGGAAUUUUAUUUUGUAUGUAUGAUGUUAUUUCAAGUUAUGCAUAAUAUCUUAGUUAAGGUGAAGUAGCAAAUAUUGCUAUGUUUUCCUCAAGAAUGUUGAGGAUUGAGAUUAUAAGUGUAAUUACGAAAGACAAAGUUGAACCUCUUCGUAAUGACAUACAUAUUUUUGGCUGCUAUAGCGAAUGAUUGUUAUUGUUACACACCAUAAUAACAUUUGACGUUCAGAUCUUA